This is a messenger RNA of Syzygium oleosum, 895 nucleotides long. RefSeq lists its product as uncharacterized. The transcript is spliced from 4 exons. The record is from RefSeq and is a predicted model, not a curated record. Bases 91 to 645 code for a protein of 184 amino acids. NCBI's taxonomy places the organism in Eukaryota, Viridiplantae, Streptophyta, Magnoliopsida, Myrtales, Myrtaceae.
CACGCCCCUAGACACACUUAGAACUUGAGACCCCAAAAUCCUCAGGAAAGCAAAAGAAAGAGAAGCAACCGGCAAGCUCCGAAGAAAACCAUGGUGGGUCAGUGGACGAUGGUGACGAAGCCGAGCCGCAGCGACAAGGUGCCGGACCCGGAGGAGCAGCUCAAGAUCGCCGAUCAGGUCCGAGCCCAGUUCGAUUCCCUGGCCCCGAAGCGCCCUCUCAAGCCCAGCCGCAGCGAACCCGAUUCGUCAUCGUCCCCCAUCGACUCUUCCGGCAGCUUCGAGCACGACAUUCCCGAGCUCGACAAGUUCAGAUCUCUCCAGUCCCAGUCUCCAGAGGGCCUGUUCGCUCCGGGACCGGGUUCCAUGGACGUGCAGGUUGAGUUCGUGGAGACCCAGUAUUACAAAGAGCUGGAAUCGAUCGACAAACAGCAUCACGCGACGGGAAGUGGGUUCAUCAGGGCUCUCGAAGAAGGCGGCCAAACCGGUGGGUACGACAUUCGGUGCGAAAGCGACGGUUUCGCGAACGGCCGGGAUCGCAAGCCGGCAAUCCGAAGCAAUCCGGCGACAAACGAUUGGGUCCCUAGCUAUGCAUUUCACCAGGACUAUGUUUCGACCAAGCCCAACAGAAGCGAGAGUUCUUCCUAGAUCUCUCCAGAAGCAGCGAGCAGGCCUUGAAGCGAGAUAGAAAGCAUUUUCUUUCUCCUUUUUAUCCAUGUAUUGGAAUAAAAGAUGCAUUCGCGUCUUCUUGAUGAUGAUGAUGAUGAUGAGGACGACCAUUUCGUGUAAAGGGUAAACUAUUCGAGCAACCAUGUUUGUUUAUUGCUUGCGCUUAUCCGUUGCCGCCACUAGCACAUAAUUUAAUGGCGAUAAAAUUAGUGCGGUUGUUGGAAUAGUC